Molecule: messenger RNA, 1164 nt
Organism: Zophobas morio
Lineage: Eukaryota; Metazoa; Arthropoda; Insecta; Coleoptera; Tenebrionidae
Product: diphthine--ammonia ligase-like
Exons: 10
Coding region: 70-873 (267 amino acids)
Biological process (GO): protein histidyl modification to diphthamide
Molecular function (GO): diphthine-ammonia ligase activity
Source: RefSeq, a predicted model, not a curated record
GUCUUAAAAAGUUUGGUUUAAGCUUGUAAAGCGUGCAUUUACUUAAGAUAUUUUUUUCCUUUCUUUAAUAUGAAAGUCGUUGGUUUAGUUAGCGGUGGAAAGGAUAGCUGCUUUAACCUAAUUCAAUGUGCUUCUCAAAGGAAUGAUAUUGUUGCUUUAGCUAACGUUUGUCCUCCUAACGGUUUAGAUGAAAUGGACAGCCAAAUGUUCCAAACAGUAGGCCACGAAAUUGUGGAGCUUUUGGCGGAGGCUAUGGAACUUCCAUUGUAUAGGAAAGUAAGUACUGCGCUGGCUUUAAGUUCGGAGAUUUUCUACAAUCCAACUGAAGGGGACGAAGUGGAAGAUCUUUUUCACUUGUUAUCCGAAGUUAAACGUCAGCAUCCGGAAAUCGAGGGUGUGUCAGUGGGCGCUGUAUUAUCCACAUAUCAAAAAAACCGUGUAGAAAAUGUUUGCACUCGUUUGAAGUUGGUGCCUUUAGCAUUCCUUUGGCAGAAAAACGAAACUGAUUUGCUUAAUGAGAUGCUUUUGAGCGGCUUGAACGCAGUUGUGAUCAAAGUGGCUGCUUUAGGAUUAAAUCCUUCUCAUUUGGGAAUGACUUUAAAAGAACUACAGCCUCAUUUGCUAGAAAUGAAUGAAAAAUACGGGCUCCAUGUGUGCGGGGAAGGGGGAGAGUACGAAACUUUAACGUUAGAUUGUUCUCUUUUCAAGAAAAGAAUUCAACUUGAUGACUAUGAGAUUUUGCCGUUAUCGAAAGAUCCUUUCGCCCCUUCAGCCUUUCUGAAAAUCCAUUCAGCCAGUCUACAUUUAAAAGAAAACUAUAAAGACACGGGAUUUAGAAAAAAAGUUGUGCACGUUAAGCAACCUCUUACCUGAGUUAAAAAGAAGUUACCGUAACAAUAUUUAUGUCAAAAAAUUGGACUAUAUAUGCACAUUUUGAUAGUUAAUUUUUCACUUGGUCCCGCAUAUGUAUAUAGUACUACUAGCUAGCAAAACCCCUCUCCCAUCGCACCAACCCGAAAUUCAAGGCGGAUCGAAUACGUUAACAAAAGACACCUUUCCAACAAUGUUACUUUAGUUCAAAAAACCCGUUAUUUAGCCAUGUUUUGAACUGUUCAAUGACUGUUCUAACGGUUCUGGAAUCGAACUAGAUUGCUAACUUUUAUC